Molecule: messenger RNA, 1752 nt
Organism: Liolophura sinensis
Lineage: Eukaryota; Metazoa; Mollusca; Polyplacophora; Chitonida; Chitonidae
Product: non-neuronal cytoplasmic intermediate filament protein-like
Exons: 1
Coding region: 1-1752 (583 amino acids)
Biological process (GO): heterochromatin formation; nuclear envelope organization; nuclear pore localization
Cellular component (GO): nuclear lamina; nuclear envelope
Molecular function (GO): structural constituent of cytoskeleton
Source: RefSeq, a predicted model, not a curated record
AUGGCGGAAAUGAGAAAAUCCGCGAACUAUGCCCCUAUCAUCGGCAGCCGACACACUACCGUUAUCUCUCGGAGUACAGCCGAGGGCCUGGCCGCUGCACCCCAAAACCGCCAGUCCUUCCGCCAGUCCGUGACCGGCUCAGGUACCAUUCCGCUUCAAUCCGGUGUCAUCGCCAAUGUCGCAGGGAAAGGAGUGAAUACCAUGAAGGAAUCUCGAGAAAAGGAAAAGAAAGAUUUACAAGGACUGAACGAGAGAUUUGCUUCUUACAUCGAGAGAGUGCGGUUUUUGGAGGCACAAAACAAGGCAUUGGUGAACGAAUUAGAUACCGUGAAGAACAGCGAAGAGUACAACCCCGCUAAGAUCAAGGACAUGUUUGAGGUGGAACUGGAACAAGCCAGGGUUGUCAUCAAUGAACUGUCCAAACAGAAAGCUGAGUUCGACGUGAAAAUGGUCGGCAUGGAAGACCGUCUUACAUUUGAAAAGAAAGAAACGGAUCUACAAGCUAAACUGGCAGAUGACUUCAGGCAGAAAUACGAAAAAGUUUUGAACCAGUUAGGACAAACUGAAGGGGAACUGGCGGCAGCAAGAGACCGAUGCGCUAGCUAUGAGGACGAGUUAGCGAUCUUGAGAGGCAACCUGAAGAGGAUACAAGACGAUAACAACCGUCUGCGAGCCGACUUAGACAACGAGACCACCGAGCAUAUCAACAUGUCAAACAAGUGCCAAUCUCUGGAGGAGGAACUGGCCUUCGUCACGUCUGUCUACGAGCAGGAGAUCCGUGACCUGCAAGUCCUCGCUAACCGAGACAACAGUGAUGAGAUGAGAGACUUCUGGAAGGGAGAACUGUCAAAGGCCAUCCGUGAAAUCCAGACUGAGUAUGACAACCGUCUGGAUCAGGUACGCGUGGAAAUGGAGUCCAAAUAUAACAACCAGAUCAGAGAGAUUAAGGUCGGCCAGUGCAACUCCGCCCCGCCACAAGAAGCUGGAUUCGCCAAGGAGGAGGCUAAGAGGUGGAAGAACAAGAUGAUUGAGCAGAAUUCUCAGAUUUCCGAACUACAAGCCCGCAAUGCUUUCUUAGAAUCGCGCGUGAAGUCCCUGAGCCGGGAUAUGGAGGACCGGGAGCAGAUGUUCGAACACGAAAAGGCGAGAAUGACAUCAGACAUGUUGAAACUCCAGGCGGAGUUGGAGACGGUGCUGCAGGAGUUACAGGCCCUGAUGGACGCCAAGUUGACCCUGGAACUGGAGAUCAGCGCCUACAGGAAGAUGCUGGAGGUAGAGGAAGGCAGAAUCAAGGAGCCUGAAGCCAAGGGCAAGUGUAUGGCUGAUGAAGACAUGACGGACGACAGGAUAUACCCCACCAAGAGAUCAGUGGAGAACGCCGAGCACAAGGGCAGAGUCACAAUCCACAGAUCCUCAAAGGGUGUUGUGGCCUUCACGGAAACCUCUCCGGACGGGCGCUAUGUAACCCUGGAGAACACAAGUGUUGGAUCCAAAGGGAAGACCCAAACCCUGGACGGAUGGAAGAUCAGGAGAGUUCUAGCUGACAGCAACUACGUCGAGUACGUCUUCGGUGAGUUUGAACUGCCACCUGGCGAGAGCGUGAAGAUCAUGUGCGCAGGCGCGGAAAUCGCAAAAUCUGGCAAAUGUCUGGUGGCCAACUUCUUCACCUGGGGCACCGGAAGCAGCACCACUUACCUUUAUGAUGACGAUGGGGCGGAAAAGGCUUCCAUUGUACAGAAGUUUGUCAUUUAA